AUGUUCAGUUUAGGUAAAAAUAGAGGGUUAGUUUAUCUGGAAGGCAAGUACUGUGGUAUUGGAGAAGUUGCAUCUGCACCAUCCCGACAGUUUUUCCUGCACCAAAUUGUCAAUGGACUGGAGCCCCUGGUUGAAGCCUCCCCUUUGGCGAAGCAAGUUCCGCCUGUUACAAAUGUGGUGUUAGUUUUUUCUGGGGAGGCAAUUCAUUUGAGAUAA
Messenger RNA from Dovyalis caffra, 216 nucleotides. Lineage: Eukaryota; Viridiplantae; Streptophyta; Magnoliopsida; Malpighiales; Salicaceae. The record is from the annotation of a GenBank genome assembly.